GAUGCAAAGAGCAUUUAAAAGCGAGGGAAGAAAGAAAGGGGACGGUAAAAAUGCGCGGGCACGUUAUCUGCGGGAGCGGGCUUGGAGUUGCUCUUCUAAAUCCGAGGCCCUCCUCGAGGCCUCCCGGCUUCCAGAUUUCCGCUGGCCACCGGCGAGAAUGGCGACAGUUAUCUGGAAAUUCUAACAUCCUCCGAUCAAUGAGGUCGUCGAGAGAGUUUCGACUGCUGGCAUAUCUUAAGGAACAGGAACUCCAGAUCUCCAAAGGAGGAAGACUGAAUAGACAAGAAACUGCUGAAAAUCUUCAGCAUCAAUGUCAUGCUAAUAUCUUGGAUCAAUCUUCCAUUCUCAACAACCUAAUGAAAUUUCUUCCAGAAAAUUUGGCUUGUAAAACUUUUAGAGACUGUAAUUUAUCUAUUACAUUUAUUGUGAAAGUCGCCACACUGUUUGGACUCCUCACUUUCUGUGGAUCACAAGGAGCACAGGCCAACACAGAGUUUGCAAGUACUUUGCAAUCAUCUGAUUUUUUAGGAGACAUUGGUGAUAUUAGCACAGGUUUUGCUUCGGCGUUUUUGCUGAUCUUUUUUUCCGAGCUUGGAGAUAAAACCUUUUUUAUUGCUGCACUUUUAGCAUCUCGGAAUCCUGGAGCUGUUGUCUUCGCUGGCACAUUUGGUGCCCUUGCAGCAAUGACAGUUAUAUCUGUUUUCCUUGGGCGUGCCUUCCACUACAUUGAUGGCAUCCUUCCAUUCAGAUUUGGUGAAGCAGAUUUACCUAUUGAUGAUAUUGCAGCAGUUUGCCUUUUGGUUUAUUUUGGUGUGUCCACUUUACUUGAGACUGCUUCUGAUGAUGGUCUAAAAUCAAAGGAUGAAGAGGAGGAGGCAAAGUUAGCUAUUUCUGAAGUCUCAGGAAAUGGUGCUGGAAUCCUGUCCAUUGCUGGUACUGUUAUAAGCACUUUCGCUUUGGUGUUUGUUGCUGAAUGGGGUGACAAGUCUUUCUUUUCCACAAUAGCACUCGCUGCUGCAUCAUCUCCUAUUGGUGUCAUUGGUGGAUCACUGGCUGGCCAUGCUGUAGCCACUCUGAUUGCUGUCCUGGGUGGCUCUUUGCUGGGGACGUUUUUCUCUGAGAAGGUGAUUGCUUACAUCGGAGGAACACUAUUCCUUGUAUUUGCUGUUGUGACGCUCGUAGAGAUUUUCACAUAGCGAAGGCGAAUGAGAUCUUACUUGUUUUCAGAAUGCUGAAAGUGAGACUGCAGCAUCCAAAGGUUGGCCCUGGCAAUACGGUCACUAAGCAGUAUGGCUGACUUGUGGGCGUGAGUUUGACAAAGUCGUCGCCAUGUCCAGGAGAUUUGAGGCGAGAGUCCUUUGAUCAAAUUGUUCCAGAGGUUUCCAUAAUAUCUCCUUUUCUUAUUGUUUAUAUUUUACAAGCCAAAAUAUGUGCAACCAUUGGUUCUGAAGGAAAUUCAUGGUACGUCUACAUGUUAAAAUUUGCAACCCUCCCAAA
Messenger RNA from Nymphaea colorata (pocket water lily), 1497 nucleotides. Its product is annotated as GDT1-like protein 1, chloroplastic. Gene Ontology annotation, molecular function: manganese ion transmembrane transporter activity; calcium ion transmembrane transporter activity. Gene Ontology annotation, biological process: manganese ion transmembrane transport; calcium ion transmembrane transport; Golgi calcium ion homeostasis. The transcript has 13 exons. The coding region runs from base 51 to 1196 and encodes 381 amino acids. The record is from RefSeq and is a predicted model, not a curated record. NCBI's taxonomy places the organism in Eukaryota, Viridiplantae, Streptophyta, Magnoliopsida, Nymphaeales, Nymphaeaceae. Gene Ontology annotation, cellular component: chloroplast thylakoid membrane; Golgi apparatus.